Molecule: messenger RNA, 378 nt
Organism: Closterium sp. Naga37s-1
Lineage: Eukaryota; Viridiplantae; Streptophyta; Zygnematophyceae; Desmidiales; Closteriaceae
Source: the annotation of a GenBank genome assembly
AUGGGCGACGGCAGCGCAGCAGUAUCAGAGAGCAUCCAGCUCAUUGUGGCAGCCCUUCCCAAGAACGACGGCGAGGAGGCUGGAGUCGGUUCAUCCAAGGGCGCAUCCCAGGUGCUGCUGGGCGGGGGAGGAAGCAAAGCAAGGAAGGAAGCAGCAGCAGCAGCAGCAGCAGCAGCAGCAGCACUAGAGGCAAGGAAAGCAGAGGAGGUAGCUGCUGCUGCCGCCGCCGCUGGCAGAGAGGCCCUAGCCGCACAAGAGGGGGGAGAGGGCGCGGAGCAAGCAGGGGAAGGAGGGGCGGUAGGAGCAGGAGCUAGUGGCAAAGGAAAGGGAGGUGGGGAGAAGGGGAAGAGGAAGCGGGGAGAGGAACGGGAGGCCUAG